AUGACUAUAUAUGGAGGCAAAGAAAAGCACCAGUGGACCUUAUAUUUUACAAUCACAAAAGAAAGAGUAAAUAAAAGUAAUUAUGGUGCUAAAUGUAAAGCUUGUAUUAAAAAUCUGGAACCUGCAACUUCUGUCAAAGUAAUUACAAAUAAAAAAAAGAUUUGCAGGAAUCAUUUGAAGCAUUGUGAUUAUUUCAAAGCAGAACUUUCAAGUGAGGCUUUAAAUGAAUUUUUACGAAAAAUAGAUGAAGAAGAAAAAGAAGAAAGAGUAAAAAAUAAACACAAAAAAAGGAAAAUAAUUAAUAUUGAUAAUGAUGGUAGUGAAAUUUCAGAAGUGGAUGAAUUACAAUUUGUAUCUGUUGCAAGUUCUUCUAAAUCUAUUCGUAAUAAGUUCCAGGGAUUAAAAUUUUUAAACAAUAAUUUGCCUCCUCAAUUUGAAAAUAAUCCUAGAGAAAACACAAUACAAUAUUACAUGCCAAGAAAGUUAUCAGAAGAUUCACAGAAGCAAUGGGAAAGAUUGGUAUUAAGAGCAACUAUUUCUUGUGGGUGGUCAUUUAAUUGGGUCGAUAACCCUGAAGCAAAGGCAAUGUUAAAUUUUGCCAAUAAGGGAUUAAAUUUACCAAAAAGAAGAUCAUUAAGUGACAGAAUACUCGAGGAUGAAUCACAUAUGGUGCGAAUAAAAUUACAAGAAAUGGUAAAAGAAGAAAACAUUGGUCUAACAGUUUUGUUUGAUGGAUGGAAAAAUUGUGUCAAACAAUCAAUUCUAGGAUUGGUAAUAAUCACAUCUGAAGGUAAAAGUGUAAUUUGGAAUGCAGUAGAUAUUUCGGGUGAAAGAUCUAGAGCAAUUGAUGCUAUAAGUCAAAUUGAGUCCUGGUUAAAUGAUAAUAAAGAAUUAAAAAUUAUUUGCAUUGUCACUGAUUCAGCAAGUGGAUUUGCAUCAGCAAGAUCUACCUUAAGAGUGAAAUACAAAAAUAUAACCUUCCUACCAUGUUUCGCACAUCAAAUCAAUCUAGUAGUAGGUGAAAUUUUUAAAGAAUCAAUAGAUUUUGAAGAGGCUUCAGAGAAGGCUAUAAAAAUUAUUUCAUUUUUCAAUAAGUCAGCAUAUUUUAUGGGAAAACUAUGUAAAGAACAAAAGAUUCUUUAUAAAAAAUAUAUUUCCUUACAGCGUCCUGGUGAUACUCAUUGGAAUAGUUACCAUAGAUGUUUUACCAGCCUUAUAAAUAGCAAACAAGCAUUAGAAGCUAUAUGUGAAAUUAUUGAUUCUGAGUCUUUUUGGGGAUAUAUUAAAACUCUUCGAAAUCUUCUGGUUCCAUUAUGUAAUGCAUUAGAUAAGCUUCAAUCUAAUAAUGCUAGACUUUUUGAAGUUUUCCACUCUUUUGGAUACCUUGUUAAGUUAUAUAAGAGCUACCCAGAUCAGAUAUUUGGACAAAAAAUGUUAACUAGGUUAGAAAGGUGCUGGAGUAUUUGGGAGCAACCUAUACUUAUUCUUUCUUUUUGGCUUCAUCCAAGUUAUAGGGCAGAAAAAUUUGACUCAAAUAUUAUACCAAGAUUGUCAUUUUCUUUAAAAUCAUGGCUUCUUUAUUAUUAUGAUUCAUGGAUUAACGAAAAACCUACAUCAAUCCUUUUCGAAUUUGAAAGAUAUAAUCAAAUGAAAUUUCCUUAUUCUAGUGAAAUUUUUAAUCAAUAUAAAGGUGAUUUAUUAUUAUACUGGGGUUCCUUGUCAAGAGAUAAUAAUGAACUUGCAAAGUUAGCAUGUCAUAUUUUUGGUAUGUGUGUCAACUCUGCUCCAUAUGAAAAGGUAUUGAAAAUAAGCCAGAUCCAUGGUGAUAUAAUUAAUUUAAAAAUGCAAUCAACUGUUAACAAACUUCAAACUGAAGAUUUAAAUGACUUUGUGACAGAAACAAAUGAUCAUAAUUCAAACCCAGAAGAAACUUAUCAAGAUUUAGAAGAAUGGCAGAUGUUAGUAGAUGAAUGGAUUAGCAUGACUUCCAAUGAAAAUAUUGAUGAUGAAAUGGAACAACAUGCUCCAUUAGAUGAAUCACACCCAGCAGAAAAUAAAAGGGCCAAGUGGACUUUGACAGAUUUGUUUCCUGCUGGUCUCGACGCACCAGAUUUCAUAUUUGAUAUAUUGCCUAUAAUAUAUAAUGAUUAA
Messenger RNA from Entrophospora sp. SA101, 2151 nucleotides. The record is from the annotation of a GenBank genome assembly. Lineage: Eukaryota; Fungi; Glomeromycota; Glomeromycetes; Entrophosporales; Entrophosporaceae.